UUAUGAUCCCCAGUGUGCUGUUGCUUGAGGAGUGUGAUUAAUGAAUGAAAAAUGGAGAAUUUAUUGGAGGGUUACAGCUCCGAAGCAAGAUGCAGCCAGAGGACACUAAUAUUCAAAUAUCCAUAAGUUUCGUUGGUGACAUGAGAAAGGGCGACGAACACUACAUUCAGUUCUUCAACAUAAUAAUGCGCAAAUGCCUUGAGUACUUGAAUCUGCAGCUUGCCGGGAGAAAUUACUUUGAUACUCAAAACCAGGUUGAAGUACAGCAAUACAGAUCGUCCCUGUGGCCUGGUUAUGAGACUUCAAUAUGUCAAAUGGAACGCGAUAUUCCGAUGUAUGCUGAGAUCACUCACAAAGUUAUGCGUCAGCAGACAUUGCUCGAUAUCCUCAAUGAUUGUUACAAUGAACAUGGCAACCAGUAAUCAGGUAAAAAUUUCGUAAAACUCUGUCCAGCGACUUCGGGAAAGCCACCAGACGACACUAGAUAACGCAAUGAACGACAACCAAAAUACGUUUAUUACAAUUCGAACGUUUGGUUGAAAUUUACUUCUCAUUUGUGUUUAUUCGAUCAUUCUUGUAUUGUGAGGAAAAGGCGAGAGGAGAUGGAUAUUAUAUUUAAAAGAAGUACUGUUUCCCUGAUAUUCAUUAACGUUUUCAUUAGUUUUAUAGAAUUUUGUGUAAAAAACAAUUUGCUUUUUUGAUACUGAUAAGAACUGACAAAAUCGAGAUAGAAAGAGAAAGAGGCACCAUGCGCGCCAAAGAAAGAGAGCACCGCCCCUUGCGUUCGAGCCCAUGAGCCACCAUCGAAGCACGCAGCACGGCAGUACCUCCCGAGCCUGCCUUCGAUCUACCGCGCUCGCGCACACCCCUGACACUCUCAAUCACCGCUACGCGGCUAUUCAGCGGAGACUCUCCUGUUUAAGUCACAACACCACCGCGAGGUGGCGCACGAACGAUCAGAUUCGCGUCAGCCGUGCGUUCCCCGGAAGAGAAUAUAAACGGCAAAGAUCGAAGCCGAGAUUGGAUCAAAUUCGAACUCUCUAUGGGUUGAGCUAUACUCACUAGCACUCCCAGUGAUUACUCUCUUCUCGUUACACGAGACCCACCAGCACGACGUCGCAUCCCGAGGUUGCAGCAACGCCGCCACCGUGGAAGCUCAUCCCGAACUCGGGGCUGAAAUUCCGGCUCACUCGUCCACCCAGGGCUACGCUUCACCCGGUCUCACAAGCCGCCGAGAUCAGCAACACCAGGGAAGGCUCUCCGCACACACCACCGUGCCCGGUUCCUCCGGUCAGCUUCAAAGGCUCACGGUGGCGGGUUACGACAACUUACUCUCCAUUAAUUUGGCGAGAACGCCUCUAUGUACCCGAUCCAAAGGAUCAAAAUAAUAACCUUUGUUAAAUAAAUGAGGUGUUUCACCUCCUUGAAAUUGAAGACAAACAAAAUUUCGACUACUUCAUUCCACGAGCGCUAGGGCUCGCCGUCAUCGUUCAUCACUCUUCCCUGCUCUAUUGUCGCCGCCAACGGAUUCAAUCUCGUUGCUUCAUCGCCCGCUGCGUCUACCUCGAUCUCUCUCUCUCUCUCUCGAGCAUUCGAUUUUAAACAGAUACUGACUCAAAUCCGAAAC
Messenger RNA from Venturia canescens, 1627 nucleotides. Its product is annotated as protein piwi-like. The transcript is spliced from 3 exons. Gene Ontology annotation, molecular function: protein binding. Lineage: Eukaryota; Metazoa; Arthropoda; Insecta; Hymenoptera; Ichneumonidae. Bases 45 to 422 code for a protein of 125 amino acids. The record is from RefSeq and is a predicted model, not a curated record.